CCUCCUAGUCGAGGGAUCCCACCUCUGUAUCGCUAGGCUUGGAGGUUCAACUGUUCUCGGAGCUGUGGGGGAAGGAGGAGGAGGAGGAGGAGGAUUUGCAGACAGGCUGGUGUUUGGGGACUCCAAAACUUCAUUAACAAGCAAUAACCGAGGAGGCCACUAGCUGACUACUGAACCGUUUUCUGGAUCUGUAAUCUUUUCUGUUUCAAGGAUUUGGGACUUUGCUUCUAGAAGAGCAUGGCCUCCAUCCUUCUCCAGGUCAUCUGUGGCAUCCUGGCUUGGCUUUCUCUCUACGCUGGCUUCUGGUGUCGAAACAAGCACCGCAGUCCAGAAUGGAGCUGUCGAAUGGUCACUUUCUUGCAUGGCUUGAUUGUCACUUUCCUUUCGGGCUACAUUAUCCUCAUGGAUGGUCCCUGGCCGCUGGCUCACGCAGGCCACCUCAACACACCACUCCAAGUGUUUGUCAUCUGCCUGUCGCUAGGCUAUUUCAUCUUUGACUUCUGCUGGUGCAUCCUCUUCAUCAGCGAGAGUGACUUGAUGCUCUCUCACCACAUGCUCUGCAUGUGCGGCAUGACGCUCGCCUUGGACACCGGCAAGUCGGGUGCUGAAAUCAGCGCCAUCAUCUUUGUGAGCGAGAUCACCAACCCUUUGUUGCAAAUGCGCUGGUUCCUGCGAGAGAGCGGAUGCUACCACAGCUUUACUGGGGAUGUGGUGGAUUUCUUGUUUGUGAUUCUCUUCCUGGGGCUGCGGAUCUUUGGGGGAGCAUGGAUUGUGCAUUCCGUGAUGAAUUCACCCAAGACAAUUGUGACACUCAAGGGUGGAAUCCUAGCUAUGUACGCAGUGUCUUUCAUAUUUAUGCUGGACGUCUUGAGUUUCGCCAGGAGGAAAACGAUCAAAAAAUACCAGGCUUGGAGAAGUGAAAGAACCAGAGAAGGUCACGCCAAGAGUAACAGACAUCUUCCAGUAAGUUAAUCUGGACAUCAAGGGGCCUGUUGCACCCAACCUGCAAGGAGCAAAUGGAACUUGCUGAGCUUUGCAACACCUUCUGUGCCAGAUCUGGAUUCAUGACCCAGCUCCAGAGUCACAUCUAGAACUAAACAUGUUCUUCCAGAAGAAAGAAACGUGACAAAGACAGCGGAAAUGGCCUGUGAAAAAGAUACAUGCAAGAGGAAGGGCUUAAUUCUAAAAUCAGAUUGCCCUGCCAAUCCAGUCAAAGGCCAUUGCCCAAGGGGGCUGCUAAAAUGGAUUAUAGUGAAGUACGGAUCUGAGGCACGAAGGGUUGGGUCAUUCUGUUUUGGUGGCCAAGCUGGGGGACAGCCAGAGUUCCACCUGAUUCAAAGAAUCACUGCAGGUAACUCUGGUUGUAAAGAAGAGAUGCUUGUCAGAUGGUCAAGAUUAGGACAUGAAACCAGACUUCUGGUACUGUUAUCUUACCCGGCUAAGCUACAGGUUGGCUACCUGCCAAUCAUAGACAGUUGAUUUUGGGUAAACGUAUACAGGGUUUGUGCCUCCAGAGGGUGCAAUUUCACAUCACAUUGAGCCAGUGUGUCUGCUCUUCCUGGAAGCAGCCAUUCCUUCUGAGUCAAACAUUUCUACUACCGCAUCCUACCAUGGUCUCCUCAAGUCUAUUUCUUCACAGUGCAAAUCCAAGGGAUUCGAAUUGCUUCAUGAACUCAUUGCUCAAGAGUGAACUUCUGUAUCUGGGGGAAAAAAAACACCUUUCCAGCUAUUCAUUUUCUUACAACUACAAAUGAAAAUAUUUUUAAAAACCUGCAAAUACAAGUCAAAUGAAAGAAAAUGCAAAAAUCUAAACACUGCAAAAGGAACAACACAAGCAAAGGAACAAUAUACCUGAUUUUUUCCCCUACUUUUCUGCAUACAGACAUAGUAAUUACAUCUGUAUAAACAUUGCUACAGCUCAGUGUUUCAACAACCAAUUAAACCUUAACUGCAUGGAAUCAUAUUGUCUGGUGCUUCCUUUCUGCCAAUAAAGAGCCAAUUCAAAGGUGAAGAGCUGACAGUCUGUGGUGUGUGACGCACAAGUGUCCUUCCAGGAAUACAAAACAAUAUUUUCAGCAACUGACUGAGCAUGAUGUAUCCAGAGCUCUUCAUAAGUGGACACAUUCCAAAUAUCUAGACUAUAAUUUAACAAUCCAUUAACACUGUUGAACCUUUAUCUUCUGCUCCUCAAGAACCUGGUUCACCAUAGUCAUAAUAUCCAACCAGUAAGGAACUAACCACCGAGAUGAUGAAUAUAUGCACUACAGUACGUUUCAUCUCCAACAUGAGAGUGAUAACUCCGUUUUUCUGAACCUCCCUUUCCGAGACCAAUACACCUGACAGAGAAUUUUUGUGGAAUUAACUUUAUUUUUAGAUCAUAGCAAAUAUAUUUAACAUUCCCCAGGACUUGAAACCAUUGGUUUUGUAACAUAGGAAUCUUCAGUUCUCUAUUCCAAAUGUCUUGGAUGUUGUCCAAAACGAUUGUUGUAUUUUUUUUUUAAAAUGUUGGUAAUAUUGAAUUGUUGUUUUAGCUCCUAAAAAAACCCUUCUGUAAUACAUUCAAAGGUACAUGGGUUUCAGAGGAACUGACCUAAAUACAGAACGUAACAAAUGUUUUCACUCUGGAUAUGAUGAGUGUUCUUGCGUUCUUCUAGAAUAAAUACAAAGAGGACGUUGGAUCUUCUCACUGUUGCUAGCCUUUAGGGAUCUCCCCACAACUCUUCGCACCCCAAAGGGUGCAAAUUUAGCACGCAUGCCAUGUUUUUAACAGGAGGGUUUCCCCUUGGCUGUGUACUACUGAAAUUGUCCUCCUGGGCUCAGAGGAAUAAUUAGUGCUAACCUUGCAAUGCUCCAGAAAGCUGCCCUUAAUCCCCACGAGCAAUCUCUCUCCAAAUGCCCCACCAGCUUAUUUGCAGAGUUUAACUGGGUCAUAUUUGCUGCAAGAAAAACUCAAACUCAUCCACAGUCUAACAAACCUGAGUCUGAUGUGUGAAUCUAGCCAUGGCAAUUUGUAGAUAUGAUUUCUUGAUAACUUUGCAUGAUGGGGGAAUCCAU
This is a messenger RNA of Python bivittatus (Burmese python), 3054 nucleotides long. RefSeq names its product TLC domain-containing protein 5-like. Gene Ontology annotation, cellular component: membrane. Lineage: Eukaryota; Metazoa; Chordata; Lepidosauria; Squamata; Pythonidae. The record is from RefSeq and is a predicted model, not a curated record.